This is a messenger RNA of Myotis lucifugus (little brown bat), 1848 nucleotides long. RefSeq names its product cutC copper transporter (gene CUTC). NCBI's taxonomy places the organism in Eukaryota, Metazoa, Chordata, Mammalia, Chiroptera, Vespertilionidae. The record is from RefSeq and is a predicted model, not a curated record. Bases 711 to 1451 code for a protein of 246 amino acids. The transcript is spliced from 9 exons. Gene Ontology annotation, molecular function: copper ion binding.
CUGCAUUGAAAACUUCCCAGAAAGGAGUCCCCAUUCUAGAUGCCAUUUAGAACAUUUGUGAUUCACAGAAAGAGGUGAAAAUAUCAAUAUUAACAGGACUUUGGAAAUUGACUCCAACCUUCAUGGAUGACAUUGAGGGGCUCAAGUCUUCCGUGGAAGAAAUAACUACAGAUGUAGAAACAGCAAGAGAACUAGAAUUAGAACUGGAGCCUGAAGUGUGACUCAACUGCUGUAACCUCAUGAUAAAACUUGAACAAACGAGAAAUUGCGUCUUUUGGAGAAGGAGAAAAAGUGGUUCCUUGAGAUGGAAUCUACUCUUGGUGAAGAUACUGUGAAGACUGUUGAAAUGGCAACAAAGGACUUAGAAUAUUACAUAAACUUAGUGCUAAAGCAGUGGCAGGGUUUGAGUGGAUUGACUCCAAUUUUGAAAGAAGUUCCACUGUGGGGAGAAUGCUAUCACACAGCAUCCCAUGCUGUAGAGAAAUCAUUCUCAUGAAAGGAAGUCCAUCAAUGUAGUAAACUUCAUCUUAUUUUAAAUAAUUGCUACAGCCACCGCAACCUUCACCCUGAUCGGCCAGCAGCCAUCAAUAAAUAUCAAGGCAAGACCCUCCACAAGCAAAAAGAUGACGACUCACUGAAGGCUCAGAUGAUGGUCACCAGUUUUUAGCAGGAAGGUAUUUCUAAAUUAAGGAACAGCAGAUGGAUUUCUCAUGGAAGUGUGUGUUGAUUCAGUGGAGUCGGCUGUAAAUGCAGAAAGAGGAGGUGCUAGUCGGAUUGAAUUAUGUUCUGGCUUACUGGAAGGAGGAACCACACCCAGCAUGGGUGUCCUUCAAGUAGUGAAGCAGUGUGUCCAGAUCCCAGUUUUUGUGAUGAUUCGGCCGCGCGGAGGUGAUUUUUUAUAUUCAGAUCGUGAAGUUGAGGUGAUGAAGGCUGACAUUCGUCUUGCCAAGCUUUAUGGUGCUGAUGGUUUUGUAUUUGGGGCAUUGACUGAAGAUGGACACAUUGACAAAGAGCUGUGCACGUCGCUUGUGGCUAUGUGCCGUCCUCUGCCAGUCACUUUCCACCGAGCCUUUGACAUGGUUCACGAUCCAAUGGCAGCGCUAGAGACUCUGUUAACCUUGGGAUUUGAACGCGUAUUGACCAGUGGCUGUGACAGCUCAGCGCUAGAAGGGCUACCUCUAAUAAAGCGACUCAUAGAUCAGGCAAAAGGCAGGAUUGUGGUAAUGCCAGGGGGUGGCAUAACAGACAGAAAUCUACAAAGAAUCCUUGAGGGUUCUGGUGCUACAGAAUUCCACUGUUCUGCUCGGUCUGCUAGAGAUUCAGGAAUGAAGUUUCGAAAUCCCUCUGUUGCCAUGGGAGCCUCUCUUUGUACCUCAGAAUAUUCUCGAAAGGUAACAGAUGUGACCCAAGUAAGGACUUUGAAUGCUAUUGCAAAUAAUAGUCUGGUUUAGCCAGACCCUUCUGAGAGACAUGGAUAUCACAGGAUGAAGGCAGAAGAAUAGUUCACAAUUCUCUAUAACACUGCUUUAACCUUCUUCUCUGGCCAGGACAGUCACUGUGUUUGCUUUAAGUCUCACAUGGUCAUGGAGAAUGUUUCCAAGAAGAAAACAUGAAACAGAGCUAAAAUCACUCCCUGUGCCUAAUCUUGCCAACCAUCUUCAUUGUCAUGUUUAAAUCUGGUCUAUGUUUCUUCCAUGGACAGAAGUUUAGCCUGUUUUCAUUGGAAUUAAUUGAUGAACUGAGAAAAUUCAAUUGCAAGAUAUGAAUUUAGAGUGUGACUUUAGGUACAGUUUCAUAGCUGUAUUUUGCAUUUUCUUUUAUAAAAUAAAAAUGUCUAUACUGUUACAG